GAGCAACGCUAGUCUCCCUCGCAACCGUAACAGUGUUACGUAGGGAGUAGAAAGCGUUACCAGUUUACGAGRAUUAAGACUAGUGACUGACAGCUGUCAUCACGCAACACCACGAGUGAGUACUCAUUGCAGUGGAAAGGUCGCUAUGGCAGAGAGGACAGUUGGUUCACUUAGUGAUUCGGAUGAAAGCUACAGGCAUCCUGCAGUCCAUCCACCAAGUCUACAUCGUGUUGCUGAAAUCGCCAAAAGCUUGAAUCUUGAUUUGUCAGAUGAAGARCUYAARCAGUACACAGAUGCAAUGGCUUUAACCGCGGCGAGGUACCAAAAACUCUAUGAUCUAGUGGAACCYAAGCUUCCAGUUAAAUAUCCGCGAACACCUGGGUACAAGCCCUCKGAAAAAGAAAACCCGCUCAACGCAUGGUACUGGAAAUGUGACAUCAGUGGAUCGUCCAGUGGAAAACUCUAUGGUAAAACCAUAGCCAUAAAAGAUACCAUCCCCGUGGCUGGUGUUCCUAUGAUGAACGGAUCUUUGAUUCUAGAAGGUUUCAUCCCAGAUAUCGAUGCAACUGUUGUCACACGUGUUCUUGACCAAGGGGGACGAAUACUUGGAAAGUCGACUUGUGAGAAUUUGUGUUGUAGCGGUGGAAGUCUUACUGCAGCCACUGGGCCUGUCAUAAACCCUAUCGAUCAAAGCAAGAUGACGGGAGGAUCUUCCUCAGGGUCCGCUGUUUUGGUCGCUACCGGUGAAGUUGACAUGGCUCUUGGAGGUGAUCAAGGAGGAUCCAUACGUAUCCCAUCUGCUUGGUGUGGAAUUGUGGGAUUGAAGCCAACAUAUGGACUAGUACCUUAUACAGGGAUUUCACCGAUAGACUUGACACUGGAUCACACAGGACCAAUGGCAAGGACAGUUUAUGAUAYAGCACUUCUCCUUGAGUCAAUCGCUGGUGUGGAUGGCGAGGGUUUGGAYCCAAGGCAGCCGAGGGACCUCAAGAUACCAGAGUACACCAAGCAGUUGAAUGGCGAUAUUGAAGGUCUUCGUAUUGGUCUCGUUAAAGAAGGCUUUAAUCCGGAGCUUUCUGAGCCCGACGUAAACGAUCUGGUCCGAAAAUCAGCAGAACGACUUGUUGAAAUUGGUGCAGUAGUUGAAGAAGUKUCGAUACCAUGGCACAAUAAUGGUGAAGUCCUUUUCUUUGCUAUAAUCSAAGAAGGAAUGUUUGGAGGUUUAGGUGCGUCUGGAACGAGUGCUCUCAUGUACUACGACACCCACCUACAGCAAGCAACUGCUCGAGGACUGAAARCACACCCCAAUGAUCACCCAUCUCACAUAAACAUCAGGCGUAUUACCGCAAGAUACAUGCAAGAGGAAUAUAAUGGGAUAUUCUACAGCAAGGCACAGAAUUUACGACGAGAAUUGAAAAAAGCAUACGAUGAUGCCUUGCAGAAGUACGAUGUGCUCAUCAUGCCAACMCUUCCAAAGAAACCUCUCUCCCUCAAGAAAAAGGUUUACGAUAUUCUUCCAACUAACACCAGUCCCUUUGACGUGACCGGUCACCCUGCCCUUUCCAUCAACGCUGGCAUGUCAGAGGGACUUCCCGUUGGUAUGAUGAUCAUUGGUAAAAUGUUUGAUGAGUCUACUGUGCUCAAUGUGGCCUUCGCCUACGAACAGUUACGAGAUAAAAAGUACUGGAAAUGUGACAUCAGUGGAGCGUCCAGUGGAAAACUCUAUGGUAAAACCAUAGCCAUAAAAGAUASCAUCCCCGUGGCUKGUGUUCCUAUGAUGAACGGAUCUUUGAUUCUAGAAGGUUUCAUCCCAGAUAUCGAUGCAACUGUUGUCACACGUGUUCUUGACCAAGGGGGACGAAUACUUGGAAAGUCGACUUGGGGGAUAUUUGUUGCUGGUUAUGUGUUUUUUUGGGUUAAAAUCAGUCUUUCUUCUCUGCAGUCAAUCGCUGGUGUGGAUGGCGAGGGUUUGGAUCCAAGGCAGCCAUAUAACCUGAAAAUACCAGAAUACACGAAACAGUUGAAUGGCGAUAUUAAAGGUCUUCGUAUUGGUCUCGUUAAAGAAGGCUUUAAUCCAGAGUUUGAGCCCGACGUAAACGAUCUGGUUCGAAAAUCAGCAGAACGACUUGUUGAAAUUGGUGCAGUAGUUGAAGAAGUGUCGAUACCAUGGCACAAUGACGGUGAAGUUGUCUUUUUUGUUAUUUUCCAAGAUGGGAUGUUUGGAGGUUCAGCAUUGGCUGAUACCAGUGCUCUCAUGUACUAUGAUACACRACUAAAGCAAGCAACUGCUAGAGGAAUGAAGGCACAUCCCAAUGAUCAUCCACCUAMUAUUGAUAUGUGCCGUAUUGCAGCAAGAUACAUACAAGAGGACUACAAUGGGAUAUUCUACAGCAAGGCACAGAAUUUAAGACGUGAAUUGAAAAACGCAUACGAUGAGGCCUUGAAGAAGUACGAUKUGCUAAUCAUGCCAACCUUACCAAAGAAAGCUCCAACUUUCCCCCCUAAGAAUGCUACCUUGAAGGAGUUCCUCGGGAAGGCCUUUGAUAUGGUUCCAAAUACAUGUCCAUUCGAUGUGACCGGUCACCCUGCCCUCUCCAUCAACGCUGGCAUGUCAGAGGGACUUCCCGUUGGUAUGAUGAUCAUUGGUAAAAUGUUUGAUGAGUCUACUGUGCUCAAUGUGGCCUACGCCUAUGAACAGUUACGAGAUAAAAAGUGAAACAUUCCAGUGUGGUUAAAAAGGCUUUUAUAAGUAAAAAAUAAGUGCACUUUGCAUGCUUGAGAACGGAAAAAUAGAGAACUGAUAUAAAAUAAGCAUUGUAMGUUUUUUAACGAUAAAAGGCAUUAAAAGGAUAAUAUUCA
Exaiptasia diaphana is the source of this 2859-nucleotide messenger RNA. Its product is annotated as amidase. The record is from RefSeq and is a predicted model, not a curated record. NCBI's taxonomy places the organism in Eukaryota, Metazoa, Cnidaria, Anthozoa, Actiniaria, Aiptasiidae. Gene Ontology annotation, molecular function: catalytic activity. Bases 146 to 2716 code for a protein of 856 amino acids. The transcript has 17 exons.